Messenger RNA from Baudoinia panamericana UAMH 10762, 3370 nucleotides. RefSeq lists its product as uncharacterized. Bases 237 to 3104 code for a protein of 955 amino acids. The transcript is spliced from 4 exons. The record is from RefSeq and is a predicted model, not a curated record. Lineage: Eukaryota; Fungi; Ascomycota; Dothideomycetes; Mycosphaerellales; Teratosphaeriaceae.
UGCAGCAAUCCCGACGAUGACGCCUCAUCCAUCUGUCUUCGUAGUCCGCAACACUGUGCGGACUAUUUGCCGUAAUGAUGGUUCACGGACGAGGAGCGAUUGCCAUGGCGACGCCCGUCGAGCAGCCACGCGUAAAGUGCGUGCAUCGAUGCGCCUGCUUCUCCUCACCUAGGGGAAGCGUAUGCGUCGUAUCAAGCCAUCAACACUAUUUUCCGUUAAAGUUUUGAGGAACAGCCAUGUUGGGGGGCGCAAGUGCUCUAAUAAAUGAGCUAGACCAGGUCGUGAACAGCCGCUAUCCGAAAGAGCUAAAGACGCUAUUCAAUGUCUGUGUGCGAUGCUCGGACGCCGAGAUCGCACAAAGUGUACUCUUACGCGCCUGUCAAGUUGACCGCUUGGCGGUAUGCUUGCUUGAGGGUCUGCGACAGUGGCCGUAUGUGCUACACAUCCUAGCUCGCUUCGCGUACCAAACGCCCUUUCGGGAUGCGCUGCUUCGGUGUGAUCCGAACAUACUGCACCACCUCUUAGUGCACGCGACAGCAACCAACAAUGUCCGGUCAAGGCACGCGGCAGCAGCUGUCGCCAUACUGUCAAAUGCCGUUCCAGAGCGAUACGCUCUUCCAGCUGAGUGUCAGGUAUUCUUCGUACGUCUCGUUGAAGCAGCUGCCCAUGAACCAACGGUCCACAAUAUGGAGCCCGUGUACGCUGUCCUGAAAGGAACCUCCUCCUUGCUCGUCGCCCUUCUGCCCAAGCACACAUUGACCUUAGUUGAGUCACGGCUCGACGACAUCCUGCGAAGCGCCCAUAACCACGGCGACCGCGAUGCGGAAAGCCACUUGCUCACACUCUAUUGCUUGGCUAUUAUGGGAACCAUCAUGUUGGCCGUGGACGACCAACAAGCUUUGCACAGUAGUUUCUACGAGACGCAAGAUCUGCUUUCUGGAACGCCAGCCGGAUCGGCGCCGUGGCAGGCCCAUGGAAUGCGCAACUUCUUCUCGGUAUCUGACAAAGCGCGCAGAACUGUUCACCUUGUGGUCCUUCAGGCCAUGUGGGCCUGCCAAACGCAUCAAGAAUCUGCAAUGGACCGGUUAACUGUCCUCCGUCUUGCGAAUGUGAUUCUAAACUUCAUCCCGCAGGAUACGAAGGACGCCUGGUGCUCCAACAAUGGCCCGAUUGUGCAGAAGUUGCAGCAGAAAGCGCUAUCCUGUAGGUCGGAUAAUGUGUUACAAACCGAGGCCUUUGGGUUUAUAUGCUCACUCUGCAAACCCGUCUUCUUACAGACAUCGUGUAUGGAGAGCAUUAGGCAUACCAUCUCCUCACCAGACCAGCUGCGCGGAACGACCUUCAGCAAAGGCAGUGCUCUGGAGCACUGCUUGGACGCUGUGAUGGACGGAGGAACCGCGAACCUGUUGGUACGCAAUCUUGUGCAGAUCUUAUGCUCCUCCAAUGCCAUUACCCUUGUGGAAACCGGUACAACCUUCUCAAGCAUACUGCAAUGGCUCUCGUCCUUGCCGACGAUCAUGCUGUCACUCGUCACCAUCAUCGACGGUCCGCUUCGACAUACCUUUCAAGAACUGGCAUGUAGCGUUGUAUCGCCGCAUACUCUUUCCGGUCAUGCCCCGGAUGGACUUGCUUGCGCGUCUCUGUGGCGGUCGAUACGUAGUCAGAUUCUCCACGAGCUCAGCAGACUACUGCUCAGAUGUGCACUCAGCGCCUCGGAGACAGAGACGAUCAUCCAACCUCAAUUCGGUGAAAUGCUCUUACGUAUCCAUGCGGCUACGGCGUCGACUGAGCCUUGUGCACACACCGUGCCUUCACCCUCGAUGUGUCUACCCACUUGUUCUGUGGUGGAAGGAGUGGUUGCGCCAAAUGAAGAGCAUACAGAGUGGCGGCAAGUUUUGCAAAGCCAUCUGGCGGACGGAGCUCAGGCCCAACAUGAUGCAUUGAGCAGAUUGUUCGCCCAAGCAUGUUUCGAUCUUGAAGCGCGCUGUGAGGACGUUGAGCGGCCCUUGCAGGACGAACGUCGUACUCGCCGAGAAUUACAGCACCAAUAUGAUCAUCUGCAGGAAGCAUACAAUGACCUCGACGCACAGAGCAUGAGCUGCAAGGUGCAGUGCGAGGCUCUCGAAGUGGAGAUGGCGGCGUGUUCAUGCCAGCUUGCUGGGGCGAACGAGAGAGUUGAAGAGCUGCAGCAGAGUGUGGAUCAUCUGGGAGACAGUUUGCGGCAUGCUCGCGAAAACGCAGAGCGCACCACCAUCAAUGCGACGAGCAAAAAGGUGGCAUCUGACCUAGCGCAUGCGACUGUGCUUGCUAAAUGCGAAGCGGAUCUUGAGGACACGAGAGAAGCCUGUGCUGAUGCGGAAGGUAGACUGCAGAAGGCAUCUGUUGAUGUGGCCCACAUGCAAAGUCGGCUUGAGAACACCGAGGCAGAGCGGGCCUCGCUGAUGGAUCAACUUGAUCGGCUCCAAAGGGGGCUGGAGGACAAGUGUGCAGAAGUGCAUGCGCUGAGUGCCGCUGCUGAUGAGAACACGUCGCAAAAGAUCUCACUGGAAGAGAAAUUACACUCCGCUAAUGUUGCGCUCGAGCGUGAGAAAGAGGCCCACGAAGAUCACGUUCAGCAGGUCAAGGCGCAUAUGCGUCAGAAUGCGGAUGCUGCUAACGCAGCGCACAACGAAGCUCUAGACCGCAUGGCAUCGCAACAUGGCGAAGAAGCCGCAGAUCUACAACGCAGAUUUGCGGAUGCUGAACAACAGAUCAAACGCUUGCGACGUGAGUGCAAGCAAAAGGACGAGCAAAUCACAGACGCUGACGCCAUGCGCUCAAAACUAUUUGCUGCGCUUGGCGGACCCCAACACCAAGCAAGUCUGCCAUAUCGACCUCGGUCUACACGGGUGUCGGGCACGCAGCAAAGCCAUUUGGAAGGUUCGCCAUCGAUGCUUGUGGACUCGCAGAGCCAAGCGUUCGAUGGGCGGGCAUCUUUUGCCUCCAAUGCUUCAUCGGGCAAAUCGAGAAACGGACCGACGCCGAAGCGAGCGAAGCCUCGCAAGACAAUCGCAGUGCCGUCACCUGCAGAGUCGCGACUCAGCAUCGCGACUCGCGCAUCUUGAGCAAGCAUAGCGGCACGGAGCCGUGGCACACGUUGGCCGUUAGGCCAGCUUGACGCGAACAGUUCGCCGCUUAGCGGGAAUCCGAAGACGCCACGGAAAGGCGACAUGCAGAUGAACCGCGGUGAAUAUGAUGACCCUACGUGGGACGAGACUGAAAUUCCAUUAGGCUCGGCUGAACCUGGCACGAUGGACUUGGCUGCCAUGCUUGAUGCGGACACCCAGGGCUAAUAUAAAGCCGCGGGGCAUGAGAGCAAACGGCACGAGUA